Molecule: messenger RNA, 2451 nt
Organism: Prunus armeniaca (apricot)
Lineage: Eukaryota; Viridiplantae; Streptophyta; Magnoliopsida; Rosales; Rosaceae
Source: the annotation of a GenBank genome assembly
AUGAGCGGGAAUGAGUUCCGUUUCUUUUUGUCCUGCGAUAUCAAUCUCCCAGUAACCUUUCGGAUCGAGAGGUUAGAAGGAACCUUGCGUCCGGCCAAGUCCCCUAGCUCUGAUGUUGAUCCCACUUCCACAACAGAGGAGAGAAGAGCAGAGCUGUAUGUGGAGUGCGCGUUGUACAUUGAUGGUGCUCCGUUUGGCCUUCCCACUAGGACCAGGUUGGAAUCUUCAGGACCAUUAUAUUGUUGGAACGAGCUCAUCACUCUGAGUACUAAGUAUCGAGACUUAACUGGUCAUUCACAACUUGCUUUAACAGUUUGGGAUGUUUCAUGUGGGAAGGAUGAAGGGUUGGUUGGUGGUGCCACGAUUCUUCUGUUUAAUAGCAAAAAGCAACUCAAAACAGGGAAGCAGAAGCUGAGACUUUGGCAAGGAAAAGUAGCAGAUGGGUCAUUUCCUACUUCUACUCCUGGAAAGGUUCCCAGGCAUGAGCGUGGGGAGUUGGAACGUUUGGAGAAGCUUGUGAAUAGGUAUGAGAGGGGGCAGAUCCAGUGUGUUGAUUGGCUGGACCGCCUAGCUUUUAAAUCAAUGGAGAGAAUAAAGGAACGUGAAAGCUCUAGAAAUGGAAGUUUGCAUUUAUACCUGGUUGUUGAUUUCUGUAGUUUUGAGCAUCGUGUUGUUUUCCAGGAAUCAGGGGCAAAUUUCUUAUUACCUUCCCCUAUUGCUUCAACAAAUGAAAUUGUUACUGUCUGGGACCCAGAAGUAGGAAAGAUAAAUCCGUCAGAGCACAAGCAACUAAAACUUGCAAGGAGUUUAACCCGUGGUAUCAUUGACAGGGAUCUUAAACCAAGCUCCAACGAGAGAAAGUCAAUACAAAGGAUUUUAAAAUACCCGCCAACAAGGACUUUGAGUGGCGAUGAGAGGCAGCUCCUGUGGAAAUUUCGUUUCUCAUUGAUGUCUGAGAAGAGGGCCCUCACGAAGUUCCUCAGAUGUGUUGAAUGGAGUGAUGUUCAGGAAGCAAAACAAGCUUUAGAACUGAUGGGGAAAUGGGAAAUGAUUGAUGUCUGUGAUGCAUUGGAGCUGCUAUCUCCUGUUUUUGAAAGUGAAGAGGUUCGUGCAUAUGCUGUCAGUGUUCUUGAAAGAGCUGACGAUGAAGAGCUUCAAUGUUACUUACUUCAACUGGUUCAGGCUCUUCGGUUUGAGCGCUCUGAUAAAUCUCGCCUUUCUCAUUUCCUUGUGCAACGUGCAUUACGAAACAUUGAGUUGGCUAGCUUUCUACGCUGGUAUGUUGCUGUGGAACUUCAUGAUCCAGCAUACGCCAAGCGUUUUUACUGUACCUACGAACUACUGGAAGAGAAUAUGAUGAAGUUGGCAGCUGGAAUGCAUGGAGAUGAAGAUGGAUUUAAAUUGUGGCAAAGUUUGGUGCGCCAGACAGAAUUGACUGCACAGUUGUGCUCAAUUAUGAGAGAUGUAAGAAAUGUACGUGGCAAUACCCAGAAGAAGAUUGAAAAGCUUAGACAGCUGCUUUCUGGUCUUCUUAGUGAACUUACGUAUUUCGAAGAGCCGAUAAGAUCACCACUGGCUCCAGGAGUCCUCAUCACUGGGAUUGUACCAUCUGAGUCAUCAAUAUUCAAAAGUGCAUUGCAUCCUUUACGUUUGACUUUCCGAGCAGCAAAUGGGGGAAAUUGCAAAAUCAUCUUUAAGAAGGGGGAUGAUAUUCGCCAAGAUCAAUUGGUUGUUCAAAUGGUAUAUCUCAUGGACCGAUUGCUGAAAUUGGAAAAUCUUGAUCUGCACUUAACUCCAUAUAGAGUUCUUGCGACUGGGCAAGAUGAAGGAAUGCUGGAAUUCAUACCAUCCCGUUCAUUAGCACAGAUUCUCUCAGAGCAUAGAAGCAUCACAAGCUACCUGCAGAAAUUUCAUCCAGAUGAGCAUGGACCGUUUGGCAUUACUGCCACCUGUCUGGAAACAUUUAUAAAGAGCUGCGCUGGCUACUCUGUUAUCACAUAUAUACUGGGCAUUGGAGACAGGCAUCUUGACAACCUUCUCCUUAGAGAUGAUGGACGUCUUUUCCAUGUUGAUUUUGGCUUCAUUCUUGGUCGUGAUCCAAAGCCAUUUCCACCACCAAUGAAGCUAUGCAAAGAAAUGGUUGAGGCUAUGGGUGGAGCUGAAAGCCAGUACUAUACCAGGUUCAAAUCCUACUGUUGUGAAGCAUACAACAUUAUUCGCAAAUCUAGUAACCUAAUCUUGAACCUGUUUCAUCUAAUGGCGGGUUCCAACAUUCCUGACAUAGCUUCUGAUCCUGAAAAAGGCAUCCUCAAGCUCCAGGAGAAGUUCCGGUUGGAUUUGGACGAUGAAGCCUGCAUACAUUUUUUCCAGGAUUUAAUCAAUGAGAGUGUUAGUGCAUUGUUUCCUCAAAUGGUCGAGACCAUUCAUCGGUGGGCUCAAUACUGGCGCUGA